Molecule: messenger RNA, 688 nt
Organism: Cryptomeria japonica (Japanese cedar)
Lineage: Eukaryota; Viridiplantae; Streptophyta; Pinopsida; Cupressales; Cupressaceae
Product: salutaridine reductase-like
Exons: 3
Coding region: 12-584 (190 amino acids)
Cellular component (GO): membrane
Source: RefSeq, a predicted model, not a curated record
CUGGGGUGGAUAUGCACCAAUUACUGUUCUAUGGAACAUCAAAUGAAACUUCUGUGUAUGAUGAUGAAAGUGUAACAACAUGUAUUGAUAUAAAUUAUUAUGGUACAAAGAGAGUUGUGAAAGGCUUGCUAUCAUUAUUAAGGGAAUCGUCUUGCCGGCCACGAAUUGUUAAUGUCUCCUCUUUACAUGGGCUUCUCAAGAUGAUGCCAAAUCCAGUGCUACAAAAACAACUUUCUGACAUGGAUAUUAUUAGUGAGGAAUUUCUGGAUUCCAUGUUAAGUCAGUUUUUAGACGAUGUCAAGCAAAAGAAAAACUUGGAAGAGAAAGGAUGGCCAACCCCAUUUUCCGCCUACAAAAUGUCAAAGAUUUGUAUGAACGCAUACACACGUUUGUUAGCCCGUGAGCUUUGUGAUAAGGCGUACGUAAAUUGCAUUCAUCCUGGAUACGUUAGAACUGGAAUGACAUAUGAUACAGGAGACCUAUCACCAAGUGAAGGUGCUCAAAAUGUAGUGAAAUUAGCUUUGUUUCCUCUUGGUGGACCUUCUGGUAAAUACUUUAUUGAAAAGGAGAUUAGCGGCUUCUAAAUGAAUUUCUUUCUAAGUCUGAAACUACUUUUCUCAUAAAGGAGAUACUUUCCAUAUUCUAUAAUGAAUUUCAAUAAUAUAAGUUUUCGUAUGUGUUUAUGUAA